This is a messenger RNA of Grus americana (Whooping crane), 3456 nucleotides long. It is a transcript of the gene TMC7, whose product is annotated as transmembrane channel like 7. The transcript is spliced from 17 exons. Gene Ontology annotation, molecular function: mechanosensitive monoatomic ion channel activity. Lineage: Eukaryota; Metazoa; Chordata; Aves; Gruiformes; Gruidae. Gene Ontology annotation, cellular component: plasma membrane. Bases 129 to 2366 code for a protein of 745 amino acids. The record is from RefSeq and is a predicted model, not a curated record.
GGAGCCUCGCCCCCGCCCCGCCAGCGGCCCCGGCUCUCCGGCGGCUGCCGCCUCACAACUCGCCGGCUCCGUAACGCCCGGAAACGGCAGCACCGACGCGGGACGCUGGCUUCUUCCCCCACGCAGACAUGAACGGGCUCAGGGCCGCCAUGGGGCCGCCGGGCUGGCGGCCAGGCAGCAGCAGCAGCAGCGGCGGCAGUGAGGUCUUUCUUCCUGAGGAGACGCGUCCCGCCGCACCUGUGGAUUUCCUGCAGGAACUGCCCAGCUACCAGUUGGCGCUGAGGCGCCGUGGCGCCGCCGGGGGCACCCAGGAGCGGCGGGCGGCCCCCCAGGGCUCGGUGAGGCUCCGUGGAGCUGAGGCCCGGGGGCCGGAGCAAGAGCUGCCUGUUCUCCCAGCGAGAGAGCACCCCUUAACCAUCGCGGAGAAGAGAAGGCUAAGCACGGUGUCCUCAGGGGUGCUUAACUGCUGCCCUUCUUCAGUGGCAUCAGAGGCUGGAACAACAUUCUCUGCAUACAAGGACUCUCGGCAGGCUGAUAUAAAAUAUUUACCUGGAUUGAAGCAGUGGAAAAUAACUAGCAGUAAAUCAAUGAAAAAAGUUCUCAAUGGUGUCAAGGAGUGGUCAUCUUACCUGGAGCUUUGGAGACAUGAUAUUCACAGCAUAGAAGGGAAAUUUGGUACCGGCGUCCAGUCCUACUUCUCCUUCCUCCGUUUUCUGGUCCUGCUGAAUUUUGUAAUUUUUAUCCUGAUGUUCAGUUUUGUUACCCUUCCCACUGUCAUUUCUACAUAUGGAAUAUUCAACAGUAGCUUUGUUAAAAUUUCUCCAAAGAACAUAGAGCCUUACUGCACAGUUUAUAACCCUAGUGGUAAUAAGGGACUUGUUUACUUCUAUACUUACCUCAAAGAUUUGCUCAGUGGCACUGGUUUCCUUGAAGUCACAAGUUUGUUUUAUGGCUAUUACACGGUAGAUGCUGCAUGGGUCACUGUCCUGAGGUACAACUUGCCACUAGCAUAUCUGCUGGCUACGUUUGCCUACCUUGCAUUAAGUCUCCUCUGGGUAGUAAAAAGGUCUGUGGGAGGAUUUAAGCAGAACUUGGUGCACAGUGAAGAUCAAUUUCAGAGUUACUGUAACAAAAUCUUUGCAGGCUGGGACUUCUGCAUUACAGAUCCAAAUGCAGCACGGCUAAAACAUCGCAGCUUGCUAUAUGAGCUCCAAACAGACUUGGAAGAAGAAAGACUGAAGCAAAAAAUAGCUGACAGGACAAAAGAAGAAAAGCUACGCAUCUACUCUCUGAGAAUAUUUAUAAAUAUAAUUGUCUUUGCAGUUCUAUCAGGAUGUUUCUACUCUAUUUUUAGAGCAACUGACUUCUCUCAAGAAAACUCCAAUGAUAUCAGCAAUAUGAACUUCCAGGCUAAUCUCUUAGUGCAGUAUUUGCCUUCCAUUGUGAUCACAUUGGCCAACUUCAUUGCUCCUCAGAUCUUCUGGUUUCUGAUCAGAUUUGAAGAUUAUUCACCAGCCUAUGAAAUCAGGCUGACAUUGAUGAGGUGUGUCUUUGUUCGGUUGGCCAAUAUCGGUGUUCUCUUGUUCUCGCUCUGGAGUUCGAUCUCCUGUACCACUGACGAGUGUAAGGCCUGUGGAUACAAUUACAAACUCCAUCCAUGCUGGGAAUCUGAUGUUGGGCAAGAAAUGUAUAAACUGAUGAUAUUUGAUUUUAUUAUAAUUAUUGCUGUGACCCUGUUUCUGGACUUUCCUAGAAAGUUGUUAGUUACUCAUUGCUCUUGGAAGUUAGUUCAGUGGUGUGGAUUGCCGGAAUUUGGAAUUUCUGACAAUGUCCUGGAAAUCAUUUAUGGGCAGACUAUCUGCUGGAUUGGAACCUUCUUUUCACCACUUCUCCCUGCAAUAGCAACUAUAAAAUACUUCAUCAUCUUUUACAUUAAAAAGAUCAGUUUGAUACACACAUGUAAACCUGCAGCUAGGCCUAUCAGAGCAUCAAGUUCCAAUUUUUUCUUCUUGGUGGUGCUGUUGAUUGGGCUCGUCUUGGCUUUUAUUCCGUUGGGAAUGAGCAUAGCACAUAUCCCCUCCUCCAAGGCAUGCGGGCCCUUCAGGAAUUUUAACACUUCAUGGGCAGUUGUUCCAGAUACAAUACUGGAGUUUCCAGUGAGUCUGCAGCAGGUCCUUCAUGGCUUAGCGUCAGAAGCCUUUGCAGUGCCUUUUUUUGUGGUCAUCUGCCUUAUUAUGUUCUAUCUUAUUGCCUUGGCUGGAGCGCACAAACAAGUGGUUGAGCAGCUGAGGGAACAACUGGUUCUGGAGAGCCGUGACAAGCUAUUCCUCAUCAGAAAGAUAACAGAAGCUCAGAGGCAUCCCUGAAAACCAGAAAAAGCCAGAAGAACUUGACUUCCUGAAACUCCCAGAACCGCUAGAUAAGAGUAGAAGCAUCUGCAGCACCUAAAAACUGAGCAGCUGACUGGCACUGUGGUCUGUCGUGGACGCUUAUGGGCUUCAUGUUGACAACACUAGUGGGCCUUAAAGUUUCCAAGACUGGAAGUUUAGCUAAUUUAUACCAUGUCAGACCUGUCCAAAAAAUUGUGUGGUAGGACACUUUAUUGCUGCUACAAUUUCAGGGUUGUUGGGGUUUAAUUCCCUAUUUUUUUCAGAGGUUUGGGGUAAAAUAAUCAGAACUGAAACUCUGUUUAAGAACUUUGUACUGUUUUUACAAAUUAUGCUUUAAGAAUCAGGAGGGAAGGGAAAGGUGUGGUUUUUUACAUGGUUCCAACUCACUUCUCUUUUAAAACCAAAGCAAAAGAGAGACGUACGUCAGUAUUUUGAAAUAGCGCAUAGGAGAAGGAAAUACGGCAUGGGUUUGAAAUCAAUUCUCUAAUUAUUUUUAGAGAAGAAGCUUUGGUAUUUAUUUUGCUCUGAACUAGCAGGUGCAGUUAAACACUGGAUAACUUCAGAGAAGCUCUGAAUAAGCUCUGGGAGCAGGAGACGCAGCUAGUCGGGUCACCGCGCGGCGCACGCCUGUCGCAGGGAAAGCAGCUCUGGGGCUGCUUAAGCAUGUUAAGGCAUUAUUACCUGUGGUUUAGUCUUGUACAGACAUCAUGACUACUGUUCUCUUUCUUCUAAAAUGUGAAUAUUUGAGAGUCGAGUUGUAGUUUGGAAACAGCAUUCAGAAACUUGCGUGUCAGUACACUUGAAAUUCAUGCUUCUUCUCUCUUAACGAAGUGAUGGAGCUGUGUGACUCGGAGCGGACAGUGUUUUGAAGUAGACUGCUGUUUCCUUCAUUUAAAGGUUGUGCUUAAGGACUUUAUGUGCAGAAUUGUGUUCGUUACUUGAAAUUUGCCAGUAGCGCUCUGUUAGUUCACGUGUGCGAGUGUUAUUUUCAUAUAAGGUUUUCGAAUGUUUUCUGUCUUCAUUUUAAAGAAAUUAACAUUCAAUACAUGAUUUUAUUUUUUUUUUU